GCAGGAGCAGACCGAGAGGAAGAGAAGGUAUUGAAACCAGCCACGAACCCCAGUUUAAAAAGUGGUUCAACAAACUAGGUCGAAAGUGGAUACUUUAACUGGCCUAACGAUGCGGAAGUAGCCAAAUGCGCGGAAGUUUGGAGGAGAAACUUCGGAAUACUUCACAGUAAGGUUUUAUUAUCAGAGAGAGAGACGAGACUGGAAGAUGGACAAAGCCAUCAAAGAGGGACAGUUGCAUGUCUUGCUCCCCAAGUUCGGCAAGAAAUACUGGAAGAAGAACUGGUUUGUUUUGUAUCCGGCCAGCCAGAAUGGAAUCUCCCGGUUGGAAUUCUAUGACAGCAAGGAUGGGGCCAACUUGUCAGAGAAGCAGGCCACCAAAAAAAUGGACAAAAAGAUUAUCCGGCUGUCUGACUGCAUACGCAUUUCUCACAUACCAAGUGAAGUGUGUCCGAAAGAGUCCAUGUCUGCUUUCACUGUUGAAACAGCAGAGAAAUUGUACACCUUUGCUGCAGAAAAACAGACAAGUGCAGAAUGGGUUGAGAAACUGUGUGAAACUGCAUUUCCAACUCCUGAUCCUUGUUGUGGUGCAAAUUCAAAACCUCUGGAAAUGGCAGAGAACAGUAUCUACUACUCUCGAUCUGAAGUGAAUGAGUUUUGGGUGAAUGUGCAGAAGACAGAAGCAGCAGAGAGGUGCAAUCUUCACGGGACAUACAUCCUUAAAGCAGACAAGGAGAAGCUCACUCUUAAAGAUACCAAAACCAAUCAAGUUCUCUUCAACUGGCCCUACAAGCUUCUGCGGCGCUAUGGCAGGGACAAGGUCAUGUUUUCGUUUGAGGCUGGGCGCAGGUGUGAUUCCGGAGCGGGGAACUUCACCUUCGAGACAAAACAUGGCAACGACAUCUUCCUGCUGGUGGAAAGCAGCAUCCUGGAGCAGAAAGCCCAGGCCGAGGGGAGCCGCCGAAGUUUUCCCCCGUUGGAGGCAGGCGACCACACCGCCCUGAGCUCAGUGGAACGGAGCCCUGAAUGUCUGUUACUUGAUGCGUCUUCAGUCCUUUCCUCCGAGGUGGUGGGCAACGGCAGCCCUGAACACAAAUCCAAUUUACCUGAGGGGCCGAAGGCGGUCCCCAAAAAGGAGCAGCGAGGCUCUGAGGAGAAGGACUUGUCCAAACUCCUCAAAAACCGGAGUCUUCCGGAGCCUCCGGGUGUGGGGCCCCCGACUCCGCCAAGAUCUCCCAAAAUGCCUGCGUCAAAUGCCGAUCCGGCCUCUAUCUACUCCGAUCCCGUGGACGCCCUGACUGUCGGCCGGUGCGGCUCAGACUGCCUGUACUCCGAGCCAGUUGACAGCGUCCCGCCGUGCAAAGCCCAAGACCCAGCAGCCCGGAAGGGCUUCAAGGACAGGAGGGCGCCCGGGCAGAGGGCGGAACCUCUAUAUGCGGACAUUUACGAUCGGGUAAAUCAAGAGUUCUCCAGGCUGGCCGUCACCGGCCUGGCGGAGGAGCACAUCUAUGACGAGCCAGAAGGCCGGGCAUUCCAGCAGGUCCCGGAGGCCAGAGCUCCCUAUCCCCUGCCCGCCUUCACUGCUAUCUAUGACCAAGCUCAGCCUGCAGACUCGGCUGCUUGGCGAAAGAAGGGCUGCGCAGCGGGGCAUCCUGGUAAAGAUGACAGCUUGGGCCCACCUCCCCCAAGGGGUGUUGAGACGCCAGCCACCAAGCCAAAAAAGCCUAAGCCCUUGCCCGCACCGAAACCCGUCAGCGGGCCGUUUGUAAAAGACAAACGGGCAGACUUCAAGGAGAUGGGGAGGGAGCUAGCUAACUCUGAGCGGCCGGCUCUUAAAACCAAUUUCAACAGCUCAAAUAACUGCAUCUACAGUAAGGUUGUGAAGCCCAAAAGGCCACAGAAAGAAGUGUCAGUGGAUGACUUUAGCAUUAACCCAGAGUCAAUCUACGAAGAUCUUGGGAACCUUUGACUGGUUUAGUCAGCUUUUCUGGAUAUUUUUGUUUUGGCUCUUAAAGCAAAAUAUGGUCCUUCCUUCACGUGUAUUUCUGUGAGUGCUGUCUCAAGCAGGGAUACAAUAUUGUUACCUCAUCUUAUGAGCAGCAAAGAUUAAACUGAUGGUUAUCAUUGGUAUUUCCUUGUGUUCAACUAAAUUGUGAAACUGAGAUUUUACACACUGAGAUACAAAAGGUUGCCACUGUAGAAAAUGUUUUCGCAGAUUCAGGUACCAGAAUUGACAAAUUUCUUCUCUCUAUUAAAUGUGAAAAGAGCUCUAAUAUGAUUGUGAUGUACCCUAGCUCAGUUCCUCUUGGGCUUGUGGUGGUACAUGUAGCAGGACAUCAACAGUCCAAUUUUCUUAGACACCCACGUGGCCCUGCUUCCUAGUUUUGGUGGACCAUGUGGAAGGAGGAUUUCUCAAUUUAUCCUGAGCAGAAACUUAAAGUCGGCGCCUGUUUACAAUGCACCACCUGCCGUGUGGUGGGACAUAAGAGGACUCUAUUGAGAGAUGGGCGAGACAGAGAAGAUCUGAUGUUUGGAAACCUCUUGCAAAAGAUGGACUGGAGGAUUGUGCCACAGAAGUAGAUAAUGUUUCCUACGCACAUGUUAGCAGAGUGCAUAAAUGGUGAUACCGAAUUGGGAACACUUUUUUUGUCACCAACUACCCAUGGUGAAAGAGACCUCACCAACAUGUACUGUGAAGUUUAUUUUUUAGAAUAAAAGCUUAACUGUUCGUGACAGACUGUUUGUUUGUUUGCCAGAUCUUUUCUUUUACAGUGGCCAUGUCAACAUUUUAUUUCCUCUUUAUUUACAAGAUUAUUUUGUUAUUCCAGAGCCAUUAUUGUUUUCUGUUAUAACAUGUGUACUGUGCUUGGAGGAUGUGUGGAUUUAUAGAAUCAAUCUGUAAAUUCUGUUUUGUGGUCCUGCUUCACUGUUCACAAAGGUAACUCAUUGAUGCAGUUAGGAGUAAAAACAAUAUGGGUGAAUGACGGUUUAGUUUAUCAGUCUCUAAAUUUAGUUUCUUGCACCAUCAACUUUUUACCAAGUUGCUGCUGCACAGGGUCUCAAUGUUGAUUUUUGUUUUCUUGUCUACACAGUCUUCCUUUUCUCUAAAAGUGCCAAGUGGUUGAAGGAUUGGCAGGCUCAUGGGCUGUACUAUGAAUGCUCCUUCUGUGGCAGUAACCAGACAUUGACCAAAAGAUGGAGCAUUACCCCUAGAGAUUGGGAAGGCUUUAUGAACUGUUGCAGUCCGUUCAGUGAAAUGAGGAUAUUACUUACUUCCACUCACCGGGUUUUUCAUCUAGUAGGAACUGCAGAGACCAGAACCACAUCCAUUUGCCAGAGCUUUCUGAAACAGUUGGAAUACAGACCUUGCUGCACUUGCUGGCUGAGGGAUUGGGAAGAGGAAGAUAAAAAUAGCAACAUGUUGCCUUUAACCAUCAUUCCUGUUUUGUGACCAAGUAAACUUGUUGGAGGUUGACAGCAGCCACCCAGUGAUCCUACUUCCGCACAGUUGUAGGCCAAGUUUUAUAAUUACAAAAUACAUAACAGCAUAGAAACAGGCCAUUCAGUUCAUCAAUCUGUACCAGUUUAUUAUGCUCCACAUAACCCCCUUUCUCCCAUCAAAUUAUCCUUUUAGUGCUUUGUACCCUACUGUUUAUUAGCUCUCUUUUUUUCUGCUUUGACUAACCCUUGGUCGCAAGUUCCACAUUCUAACCAAACUGUAGCCUAUGCCUGACAUUUUGAAUUCAUCUUUGAAUGGCUUGUGUUAGAACAUCAGAAGAGAAGUGUAGAACUGGCAAGUUUUGAAUUUCGGCCUUGAAUUUCAAAAUUUACAGAUGGAGUUACAGGAACAGUGACAUCGAGCUGGGGCUGUACGUGCACGAAUUGACGGUGGCAAGAUAAGGUGACAAAGGUUAAAAGGGCAGAGGGUAUCCUGCACUGUACACAGGUUUUUUUUCUUUCUUUCUUCAUUCAUGGGAUGAGGGUGUUGCUGGCUAGGCUGUACUUACUGCCCAUCCCUAAUUGCCCAGAGGGCAAUUAUGAGUCAACCACAUUGCUGUGGUCUGGAGUCACAUGUAGGGCAGAUCAGGUAAGGAUGACCGCUUCCUUCCCUGAGGGACAUUAGUGAACCAGAUGGGAUUUUUCCAACAAUAGAUUCACAGUCGUCUUUAGAUUCUUAAUUACAGGUAUUUUUAUUCAAUUCAAAUCCCACCAUCUGCCAUGGUGGGAUCCAACCUGGGUCCCUAGAAUGUUAUCUGGGUCUCAGUAUUAUCACUGGACUGUUAAUCCAAUUAGGCUAUUGUUUUUUUCCAAAUGAUACAAAAGCAAGGAAAUUAUGAUGUAUGUUUAGAAAAUCCUGGCUGAUCCUCAACUGGAGUAUUUGAGUAUCCUUGUUAAACAAGUUGUCCAAAAUUUACUGAAAACAGGUGGGAAUGUUAGAUCAGCCAUGAUCCUAUCAAAUGGUGCAGUAGGCUUGAUGGGCUGAGUGACCUCCUUCUGGUUCAUUUUUGGGCACUAGUUUGGGAUGAAUGUGAGGGCUGUAGAGUGGAUAUAGAAAAUAUUCAUAAGAAUGGUUUCAGGGACGAGGAAUGUCAGCUACAUGGAAAGCUUGGAGUAGGUGGGGUUGCUAUACUUGGAGAGGCCUGGUCUGCAUUUGACUGCAUACCCACAAGCAAUGCGGUUGACUUCUAACUGCCCUCUGAAAUGCCUAAGAGCCACUCCAUUUAAUAAUUAGGGAUGGGCAAUAAGAGCUGGUCUUGACAGAAACACACGUCCCAUGUACGUUUUUUUUAAAACUUCUCUUUUCUGUUAAUGCACUUUACCCAGCCUACUUAUUUGACCAAGCUUUUGGAUACCAGGCCUAACAUUUGUGGGUGUCAAAUUUUGUUUGAGCAGUCCUUUGAAGUACACUUAGGGCUUUUUACUAAAGGUAAUGGUGCUGGGAAAUAAGGUGUUUCACCUUUUUUGGUCAUCUUGGACAGCUGAUACAGUUCCAGGUGUUCUGUGAUCUUUCCAGUAUAAUUAAUGUUAUGAGUUUAUUUUGUCUGCUACUGAAACAAAGGUAAGUUCCUAAGUGCCUCUGAUGAAGGGUCUAAGCCUGAAAUGUCAGCUUUUGUGCUCCUGAGAUGCUGCUUGGCCUGCUGUGUUCAUCCAGCUUCACACUUUAUUAUCUUGGAUUCUCCAGCAUCUGCAGUUUCCAUUAUCUAAGUUCCUAAGCAUAAGACAACAAAAAUUAUUAAAGAUUUUGACUACCAUUGAAUCACUCCUGUUAACCUUUGGCACCCUGUGCUGACAUUGCUAUUUUUUUUUGGGGGGGGGGGGAUAAAAUAAACUGGAAGGCUCACAGGAAAUUUUACUUUAAAUAUAGUUCAUCAGAGAUUAGUUUGUUUCCAAAACGGUAUCCUGGAUUCAUCUAGUUAAUACCGACAUAGAUUGCACCAACAGAAAGUUGUUCAAGUUGACCUCCUUGAGCCCAUAAUCUAUGCUGACAUUCCUGCGUACUGUCAUUUUUGAGGUGAGAUGAUAAAAUCAUAAUUACAUUUUACAACUGUAUUUUAUUAUUUUUCUCCUCUUAUCAGCCCUCAAGGGCAGAAGUGAUUGAAGCCCCUGACUCAAAGCAGGUGGUGUCUGAUAUUUAUUUUCAACCAACGUAACCUAAAACAGACCAUCACCUUAUUGCUGUCUGUGGUACCUGAGCCGUUCAAAUUGGCUGCUCCAGUACCUUUUUUUAAAGUCUGUGAAGCCACUUCAAAAAAUACUUCAGCAGCUCAGAAAUGCUUUCUGGGAUACUGAUGUGUUGGAAAGUGCUGUAUAAGUGCAAGUUCAAAAAAAGGGGGACUGAAAUUCUUGUUAAAGGAAGCAAGUAUUGAAUAGUUCAUUCUCUUAGUCUAUGUUGCAGGAGCUGGUUGUUGAAUAAUAGGGUGAUGUAUUUAAAGCUUGUUAACUAAUUUGUCUAAGUUAUUUUGGUGUAUGACUUUUUGUAUAAAUGUGUAAUGGUUUCUUGUAACAAAAAUAUGUACUUCGUAAAAUGUAAGUUACUGAUUGACUAAUACUUGUUAACAAUAGUUUGUACAUCCAUACAAAACAUUGUCCAUUUUAAAAAUUGGUGACCAAC
Molecule: messenger RNA, 6109 nt
Organism: Stegostoma tigrinum
Lineage: Eukaryota; Metazoa; Chordata; Chondrichthyes; Orectolobiformes; Stegostomatidae
Gene: dok1b
Product: docking protein 1b
Exons: 5
Coding region: 206-1966 (586 amino acids)
Biological process (GO): cell surface receptor protein tyrosine kinase signaling pathway; positive regulation of MAPK cascade
Cellular component (GO): cytoplasm
Source: RefSeq, a predicted model, not a curated record